Molecule: messenger RNA, 2548 nt
Organism: Biomphalaria glabrata
Lineage: Eukaryota; Metazoa; Mollusca; Gastropoda; Planorbidae
Product: probable glutamate--tRNA ligase, mitochondrial
Exons: 13
Coding region: 15-1688 (557 amino acids)
Biological process (GO): glutamyl-tRNA aminoacylation
Molecular function (GO): ATP binding; tRNA binding; glutamate-tRNA ligase activity
Source: RefSeq, a predicted model, not a curated record
UUGUAGUAACAAAGAUGGCUGCGCCCAUAAUCAAAACAUUGCAGAAAAAUUCUCCAAAAACUUUUAAAAUUCUUUGUAGUAUUAUUAAACGCAAUCCUGUACUAAUUAAAUGUAGAAAAUUUUCCGUAGAUCAAUUAGAGAACACAGUUCGGGUCCGAUUUGCGCCAAGUCCAACUGGGUAUUUACACUUAGGAGGUUUGAGAACAGCUUUAUACAAUUAUUUAUUUGCCCAUGCACAAAAAGGAAAGUUUAUUUUGAGAAUUGAAGACACAGACCAGAGCCGUGCUAUACCAGGAGCGAUUGAAAAGUUAGAAGAAACACUCCAUUGGGCUGGACUUGAUCCAGAUGAAGGACCUACACCUGGUGGAAGCUUUGGUCCCUACAUUCAGUCUCAAAGAUUGAGUAUUUAUCAGGAGAAUAUCAAAACUCUGUUGGACAAUGGGUGGGCUUAUCCAUGCUUUUGUACAUCUCGACGUCUAGAGCUUAUGCGGAAAGAAGCUGCUAAGAACAAUGAACCUUCAAAAUAUGACAACCGGUGUCGGUCAGUCACUAGAAAGGAGGUGGAGGAACUGAUAGAUCAAGGCACUCCAUAUGUAAUUAGGUUGAAACUUGAACCAACUCCUGACCCAUGGGAUGAUAUGAUUAAAGGCCCAACAUCUCAUAAUAUUAUAGACAUUGAGGGUGACCCUGUUCUGAUGAAAUCAGAUGGAUACCCCACUUAUCAUUUUGCCAACGUUGUAGAUGAUCAUCUUAUGAAAGUUAGCCAUGUUUUAAGAGGUUCAGAGUGGUUAUCAUCCACACCUAAACAUAUACUUCUGUACAAAGCAUUUGGCUGGUCACCACCCAAGUUUGGGCACUUGCCACUUAUAGUUAAUCAUGAUGGAACAAAACUUUCCAAAAGACAAGGAGACAUCCAUGUGGAGCAUUACAGGGAAUUGGGUUGUUUCCCUCAAUCAGUUUUGAACUUCAUAACAACCAUAGGUGGAGGCUUUGAUAAAUAUUCAGCAGGGAGAUCAUUGCAGGACAUGUGGGAAAGUUUUGAUAUCAGCAAAAUCAAAAGUAACCCCGGGAAACUUAGUCCUACUAGCUUGAAUGAGGCAAACAGGAGCCAGAUUGAAGCUAUGGUCAACUCCAGUGAUUCUCACAUUGUAUCCAGACUAGCUGAUCAAGUCAGGAAGCUGGUUGUCAUAAAGUUCAAUGACAGGCUAGAAAAUACCAAACUGAGGGAACAAGUACUUAGUGAUAGUUAUAUUAUCAACACAAUCAAAUGGAGUCUAAUGGAUGCUAGAACCAGUUUUCUUUCAGACUUUGUAACACAGGAGAUGGAGUAUCUUUGGGUGACUCCCUCCAGGUCAAGUCUCUUAGAGCUGGCUGCCACAGAUGCCAAUCUCAUGUCACUUUUGCGGGACUUUGAAAAAUGGGUCACACAACUGACAGAUUUUAGCAUAUCUCACCUGGGAAAUGUGCUGAAACAGCAGGCACAGAAACAACAGUUAAAGCCUCAAAAGUAUUUCACCACCAUAAGACAAGUUUUAACUGGACUAAAACAAGGAGCUCCAGUUGCUGAAUUGAUGUCAGUGAUUGGGCGUGACAAUGUUCUGGCUCGGCUAGAUGUGGCUAUUAAAACCUUACAAUCAUCUGCACUCUGUGCACAGGCCAGCUCUGGAAACUGUAGUGAGAAACACUAGAAUAGAAAAAAUGUUUGAACUGAAAGAAACAUAUGAUGCAUAGAUUUUUGUUUAGAGUAAUGUAAAAAGUAUUGAGUGUUUUAUGUUAUAUAUACUGAUGCAAUUAUUGGAAGAAAAUAUUUAUUAUCAAUUUUAAAUUAUAUGUAAACUUUUGUCAAGAUUUUCAAAUAAAUAUUUUUUUAUAAAACAUAAAACUUUCUUGUUGUAUUUAUUUUAAAAUGAGAUUUUUGUUUUUUUAUCUAAGAGAAGGUGCCUACUAAAUUUUCACUAAAACACCAGACUUAAUAAUAGCAUUUGACAUUAAAUAAAAUAACAGUCAGAAAUAACAAUACACAUAAGUCUUUCUGGAGCAGGGGAUGUUCAUGUUUGUCAGUUUGGAUGGGUGCAAUGAAUAGUUGGUUCAUAGAUCACAGGCUUUUAUGCAGCCAAUGAGACAGAACACUCAAAUAUCUAAGAUAAUAGUUGGUUAAUAGUUUCCAGAAUCACUUUAACUCUUGGCCCUUUCUUCAAAUAUUCUUUCAUGCCAGACAGAUCUAUAUACAAGCUGGUCAAGGUGUCAACUUGAAGAUUCUCCAGUAUCAAGAACACUUUUUACUUUUGACCUACUUUUAGACACCUGUGCUGACAAAAUGUGCAGUCAAGCGUGACAAACUUAUAUAAAGCAUCAGAGACCUCAGAAAACUGAAAGAUUGACUAAGCUGUAACUUGUGGCUAUAUUUUGUAUCUGUUCUAAUUUCUUUAUAUUUUCUUAGGGGUCUCAAACAGAGGCUGUAUAUUCUAAUAUUGGUCUGACCAAGUUAUUUUUAUGUUCCUAAUUGGUUUGUAAAAUUUUCUUUUAAACCCUCAAUAUGAGAAUUCCA